AUGGUUGUUCAUAUUGUAAACACCCCGGAAAAGUUAUCAAUCAAUAAAGUUGUAAAAUACCCCCCAGAUCAAGAUUAUCCUCUAAGGAAUCAUACAAGUGCUAUUGAGAAUAUGAAAACUGCUCUAGUCACUAGUAGGAGAAUUAAGGGAUACAAAGGAAUCUCAGCUGUCAUUACAAUUCCUGAUUUCAACGUUGUAUGGGGAGCGCCCAUUGAUUAUAUGCACAACGCACUGCUUGGUGUUGUGAAACAAGUUUUCGAAAUUUGGACUACCUACAAUUAUAGUGAAAACAAUAAUAAUUUUUACAUUGGCUCUCCUAGUACUCUAAAAUUAAUAAAUGAAAAACUGUUAAACAUUUCUCCACCAUCAGAGAUUCAUCGUAAACCAAGGUCAUUGUUCGAAAGAGCUAAAUGGAAAGCUUCUGAAUAUCGAUCAUGGCUGUUAUUUUCUUCCCUACCUUGUCUAAAUGGUAUAUUACAUAACCGAUAUUUGCAACAUUUUGCUUUACUGCAGAAAAGCAUUUUCAUUUUGUUACAAACUAAUAUUGAACAAUAUGAUCUUUCUCAAUGUGAUAAAUAUCUUAAGCAGUUUGUUAAAGAUUUUGAAACUUUUUAUGGCCCAUCAGCUAUGACAUUCAAUGUUCAUCUACUUACACAUUUAGUAGAAUGUGUUACUUACUGUGGUCCCUUGUGGGCAAUGUCAACAUUUCCAUUUGAAUCCAAUAUUUUAAAUUUAAAGAAUUUUGUUACUGGUCCAACAGGAGUUAAAUGGCAAAUUGUUUAUAAAUCAUUAAAAUUAGCAAAAUUGGAAACACUUUUAAUCAGUGAUGCAAAUAGGUCAGAGUCUUGUAAGAAAUUUCAUGAACAGAUUUCAAAACAUGUAAAAGAAUAUCGCUUGGAAGGCAAUGAUAAUAAUAAAUUGUUAGGUAGUUGCUAUGAGACUGAAUUCAAUAAUGUUCUAGUUGGAAGUUAUAAAAAAAAUUGUAAUUGGUGCUACGAUGUAUCAAACAAAAACAUACUCUAA
Messenger RNA from Ceutorhynchus assimilis (cabbage seed weevil), 1023 nucleotides. Lineage: Eukaryota; Metazoa; Arthropoda; Insecta; Coleoptera; Curculionidae. The record is from the annotation of a GenBank genome assembly.